CGACAACUGCAAGAGCCCUGUGGAAUGCAGUUAUGCAGCCCUUUGGCUGCCCCGAGGUCCUCCAUUCCGAUCAGGGGGCAAAUUUUGAGUCUACCCUGAUCCAUGAACUAUGCCAGUUGUACGGCUGCCGGAAGACCCGUACCACGCCGUACCACCCGCAGGGCAACGGCAGUUGUGAGCGGUUUAAUCAGACCUUGUUGAACCUUCUGGGGACCUUGGAGUCAGAACAGCAGAACAGGUGGGUGGAACACCUUCCGUCCCUGCUCCAUGCCUACAAUAACUCUGUCCAUGCCACCACAGGCUAUGCGCCCAGUUACCUGAUGUUUGGGAGACACACACGGUUGCCGGUAGACCUACUCCUAGGGACGACCCCAUCGGAGGGGGUGGGCAGCAUAUCCGAGUGGGUGAGUCAACAUCACGAGCGGCUUCGAUAUGCAUACAGUAAAGCCUCUGAGAACCUAGGUGCUGCUGCUCAGAAGAAUAGGCGCCUCUAUGAUCGGACAGCCCGGGAAGCCCCGCUGUUACCUGGAGAACGAGUCUUGGUCUGGGACAACCGGCGGCGGGGAAAAGGGAAACUGAGUGACCGAUGGGAGUCCCAGCCCUACGUCGUGGUGAGCCAACGCCAAGAUGACCUGCCGGUCUAUGUCGUAAGGCCCGAAGGAAAGCCAGGGCCUGAGAGGGUGUUACACCGAAAUCUGUUGCGGCCAUGCCCACAUUACCCCCAAACUACAGCGGAGGGUACAGAGAAACAAGGGAAUCCCUCGUUACCCUUAAUGGGAUGGACAUGGGCCCCGGUAGACUUAAACCAGCCUGGACAGGGUUUGUCUGGGUCAGACCCCGUCCCUGGACCCCGGCGUUCCCAGAGGGAGACGCAGGGCAGGCCACCCGACAGGUGUGCAGCGGGAAGUUGGGGCUUGGUGAUUGGCACACAGGGUGUAGAUUGGUGUUCUUUAGGCCGCCGCUUGCAGUCGAGGUUAUGCGUGGCUCGGGGAAAGUCGUGGCAGACAGCGGGCGUUUGCAACAAGGCCGCCGGACCGACGUGACGAUCCCGGUGGGAGACGCGACGGGGACUGCUCGCCUCGCCACCAGCUAGCCCUGAAGCCGGGUUGCCUUGCUACCGAAGCGCCAUCGGAUGCCAGAGGGGUGGAAUCGUCCACCCCUCGCAAAGCUAAGUAACCUGCCCUUUGCUAUGCAGCGACUGCUCCUGUGAUGUGAAUCUGGCUACAGCUGAGUCUACUUCCUCAACUGCAUUAACGUUAUCCCAUCAGCUGCUUGUUCGACUAGUCUGCUACAGUCUGCUACUGUCUUCCGAUUGAUGAGUGCUGCCGCUCCUGAACUGUAAACACUGGAUCUAGCGACGUCAUAAAGACUGUUUACCCAGAGACUAACGUGACGUUGCUAACGGCGGCGCUGACUGUCCGUGGCGGCCAUUGGGCUAAUGUCUCUGUUUUAUUGAAGAUGCUCCUUGUCCCUGUCCUUUACAUUGUUAUGUGCUGGCGCCACGAGUGUUGCCAGCGAGGACUAUUUUCUACUCCCACCUCAGUGCUGAACCAGCUAGCUGCAUCCUGUAGCCACCAGCUAACUCCAUCCCCUUUAGCUCCCUCUAUGGCCCUUCUGCAGCGGCCGUAAUACUGACUGACAUACGUGGCCUCAGCCACUCUUUCUUAUAGCCGAGCCUAGUGGCCAUAACAGCCUAGUGGUGUGGGGUGCAGUGUUUUGAGAGUGCUGUGCUGUGUAAAGUGACCAACGGGGCGGACUGUCCCCCUUACUUCCAUUGAACUGUUUUCUGUUAUAACACUGAGUGCUGUGCCGUGAUAAUUUGUUCAAACAGCGUGACUGUCUUUCAUUAUUGUGUGUAGUGGACUGUUUGCUUCCUGUUAUUCCCUGGGCCUGGCUGUACAAAGAGGGUGUGGACGCGUAUGGUAAUUCGCCUCUGUCUUACUGUCUGAACAGC
This is a messenger RNA of Sardina pilchardus (European sardine), 1954 nucleotides long. RefSeq lists its product as uncharacterized. Gene Ontology annotation, biological process: DNA integration. NCBI's taxonomy places the organism in Eukaryota, Metazoa, Chordata, Actinopteri, Clupeiformes, Clupeidae. The transcript is spliced from 2 exons. The coding region runs from base 33 to 1043 and encodes 336 amino acids. Gene Ontology annotation, molecular function: protein binding; nucleic acid binding. The record is from RefSeq and is a predicted model, not a curated record.